Eruca vesicaria subsp. sativa (arugula) is the source of this 1376-nucleotide messenger RNA. Lineage: Eukaryota; Viridiplantae; Streptophyta; Magnoliopsida; Brassicales; Brassicaceae. The record is from the annotation of a GenBank genome assembly.
CACAAAAGGUCAAACAACAAUCAACAAAAACUCUCUCUUUACCUCCAAAAGAAAAAGCUCUCACAUGGCUGGUUCUUCAUUGAAGGCAAACCUAAAGGGGCCGCAAGUGUUCAUCAGUUUCCGGGGAGAUGAUGUGCGCAAACACUUCAUAAGCUUUCUCGUCCCUGCUUUAAGAAGAGUGAAUAUAAAUGUAUUCAUAGACGAGGACGAGCUUUUGGGCGCAGACCUAGCUAACCGGUUUACGAGGAUAGAAGAGUCCGAGAUCGCACUGGUAAUCUUCUCAGAGAACUACGCCGAUUCGGAUUGGUGUUUGGAUGAGCUGGCCAUGAUAAAGGAACGUAAAGAUCAAGGUCGUCUCAGAGUGAUUCCCAUCUUCUAUAAUAUAUCUCCUUCCGUCGUGAAAGAACUUCGAGAAAAAUUUGGAGAUAAGUUCAGGGAUAUUCAGCGCAGAUAUCAACACAAGCCAGAAAGAACUAAAAAAUGGGAGGAAGCUUUAGUGUCUAUUCCUGACGUGAUAGGCAUGCCCCUGUCAGAACAAAGUGACAAGACUGAUAACGAUUUCAUAAACUCAUUGGUCGUCAAGAUUCAGAUAUUGCUGGACCAUAUGGUCGCGAGAGGAACCCCGACAAGAGAAAAGAAUCAUCAUGGAGGUUCCAUUGCCUCUUCCAUUGUUCCUGCAAGCCAGCAAGGAGUUUCACUGGUUCCUGCUAGGAAAAUAGAAAGAGAAGUAACUCUUCAAGGAGGUUCUGUUGUCUCUUUCAUGAUUCCUGCAAGACAGCUAGAUAUCAUUGAUAUUGAGAAUAGUCAAAAAUGGGCUUGGAGUUUUAUCAGCGAAGCGCCAAACUAUGCGGGAGUUGAAGUUCUAAAGAUGGUUAAAAUUCACUGGCUACACAUAAAAGGAACUUUUGAAACGACGGAUCUAACACCAGGAACAAAAUAUGAGGCAGUUUUUCUAGUAAAAUUAGAAGAUAAUGCAAUUGGAUGGGAGAAACCAGUGACCUUGAAGCUAAAGGUGGAACAACACGAUGGCAGCGACAGUCGGGUUGAUCGUAAUGAGAACCUCAAAGAUUACAUAGGCCAAAACUGGGUGGAUAUUCUAGCCGGAGUUUUUGUGGUGCCACCGAGAAACAAGCCAGCAGAUACCAUCACUGUCACCAUGUAUCAGUACGAGACAAAUGAUAAGAAGAAGGGCCUCCUCGUCAAAGGCGUUGCAAUUCGUCCCACGAACUAAUGCGCCCAAAGCAAAGAAGAUUUGAUAUCUUUCUACUAUCUAUUUCUUUAACAAUUUCGUUCCAAUAAAAUAAACAGCAUGUCUUUUUGAUAUUUUCUUGCAAAUAAUGUAUAAAAUAAACAAGCAUAUCUUUUAAAUCUUGACC